This is a messenger RNA of Nothobranchius furzeri (turquoise killifish), 604 nucleotides long. Its product is annotated as required for drug-induced death protein 1. Lineage: Eukaryota; Metazoa; Chordata; Actinopteri; Cyprinodontiformes; Nothobranchiidae. The record is from RefSeq and is a predicted model, not a curated record.
CCCACGAACCUCCACAUACUUCUGUAAUCUACCCAUUCCUGUGUGGAGGGAGCUUCGGGCAACUAAUAAAAGUUGAACUCCUCCUCAUUCCAAAGGUCCUCCCGGCUGAAAACAGACGUGGAGAGCCAAGAGAGAAGGAGCGAGGGAUGGGAGCACAGCAGGAGGAGGAGGACGGAGCUCCGUCAGAAGAAAGGAAACAACAGAAAACGUCUAAAGAAGUUUACUUCUGCGUCCUGCCAGAUAAAUAUGAACCUCUGAUCGAAGAGGAGGAGGAGACAGAGGAGGAGAGGAGGAAAUGGAAGGAGGACAAGAAGAGAAAGAGAAAGGACAGAUACAGAAAGUAUAGGAAGAACGUGAGGAAGGCUCUGAGCUUCAGCUGGCACUGCUUGCUGGCCGGUCUGCAAAGCAUGGCCUCCAGCUACUCCACUCCUUUCUCCGCUGUGGUCACCGUGGCAACAGAGGUGAACUGAGCGAGCAGCAGCAAAGCAUGAUGGGAAACAGAGGGGAUUGAACUCUUAGAUUACUUGUGUUUACUUAUGUGGAUUAUGUUGUAUUUAAAGUCUGUUUAAGCAUUUUAAUAAAAAAAAUCUAAUUUUGAAACUUU